Megalobrama amblycephala (Wuchang bream) is the source of this 2013-nucleotide messenger RNA. Its product is annotated as cell adhesion molecule 2. NCBI's taxonomy places the organism in Eukaryota, Metazoa, Chordata, Actinopteri, Cypriniformes, Xenocyprididae. The record is from RefSeq and is a predicted model, not a curated record. The coding region runs from base 114 to 980 and encodes 288 amino acids. Gene Ontology annotation, biological process: negative regulation of T cell proliferation; T cell costimulation; positive regulation of T cell proliferation. The transcript is spliced from 7 exons. Gene Ontology annotation, cellular component: external side of plasma membrane.
AUACAUCUGUGUAGGCGUGUAGUUCCUGUUUCCAGAGUCUCAAGCUGAGACUGAUGAGGAGGACAUGAAGAAGCCAGUCUGCUCUCUGAAAGUGUUCACGCACCUCCAUCAGUAUGAGUUCAAAACUGCUCUGCUUAUACACUCACAGAUACAGCUUGGCCUUGGUCAUGACCUUGGUGCUGGUAACUGCUUCAACUGAUGACAGCAGUCCACCGACGAACAUCACGGCUGUUUUGGGUGACACCACUACAAUCAGAUGCCACAUUCAGAAGAUUGGGAGUCCUGUUAUACGCAUGUACAUACAGAAAGUUAUUAAAGACAGUCAAGAGAUAUUCAUCAACGGUUUUGAUUCAUCCAGAAAGAUGGAUGUUCCUCUUGAGUACCACAAAAGAACCAAAGUGAACAGAACGGACCUCAGCAUGGAAAUGACAGAUGUCUCUGUUUCUGACGAAGGAUUGUACAAAUGUAUUGUUUUUUUCGACACAGUGGGCAUAGAAAUGCCCAAGAUCCAUCUCAAAGUCACAGCCAAUUACAGAGUUCCCACAAUGGAGAAAAAGUGCAGUAAACACGGCGAUGGUGCUGCUGGGAAGAGCUGUCAGCUGAGCUGCUCAUCAGUGGGCGGUUACCCGCAGAGUGCCGUGAAGUGGGAGGGGCUUAACCUGAGUCUGAUAAAUGUCGUUCACAAUGAGAGUUCAGAAGAUCCGUACUCCAAAACAUGGACCAUCAACCAAACCAUCAUGUACAACUGCGACCAACCAACCAAUGUCAGCUGUGCCGUAGAAGGCGCCGUUUCCCCCGCUGUCUCCAUAUGUGAAAAAGAACCUUUUUCAAUCGAGGUGAUAACAGCAAUUGUUGUUGUGCUUGUGAUUGUCCUGCUGAUAAUUCUUGUCCCUGUGUUGAUGAAGUUCUGCCGUGGAAGAUCUCCCAGAGAUCGAAGUGGGGAUGAUGAGGAGGUUGGCGUUGCAUUUAAACACAAGUGAUGCCAUGUUCCGUUGACGCCAAGAUUAACCAAUGGAAUUCCUGUAUUUCUAACUAGCGACUACCAUUUACAGCUCAAGAGCGUCUGAGACGUGACGACAACUCAACAUUAAGGAGAUGGGACAAGAUUUUCCGCCAUUGUGGAAGUGGUUCAACUCCCAGAUGGACCAAGGGCAGAUUGUCCAGCUGAACGUUGUGUCUUUAAAGUGGCUUUACUGCUGAAUUUUCCAGCAGGUCGUGACAAACGUCCUGGAACAUUUGAACAAGCAUUUACCCAGUCAUUCAUUAGGAAAAGAACAUUGUUUCCUCAACAUCCUGAAGCUGCAGUGGGUUUGUUUUUAUCACAGAGACGUUUCAGCACGAAAAGAGUGAUUCAUAACGGUGCUUAUUAAAAAAUUCAAACUCUUCAAGAAAAGUAGUAGUUAAAUGACUAAAAAUUGCUCUAUGUACUCCAUAAUGUCCUGUAUUUACAUCUCAUAGUAUUUCAAACUGUGCCACUCCAAGGAAUGGUCAUUUUAAAGUUCAGACAUUUUAAAGGCUGAACUGAAGUAAAUAGUAUGAUUUGGGCCAGUUAUAUGGUUGGUAAAAUAACCAAGACAGUUGUGAUGACUGUUGUUUAUGUUCAUUUAAGAAUAUGUUAUUGAAAUGGUCUUUACACUGUUCAUUCUAAAGGGACAUUUAAUUUGCUUUUAGAAGCUGAUUCAUUGAAGCUUUAUUUUUUAAAGCCAGUUCUCAGAGAUGAGCUCAAGAAACAUAACUCAUGGAAAUCAAAUACUGCAACUGUUACACGAUUAUGCUGGCCGUUUCCCGGAGAUUUGAUGUUUACUGUCACAUUACGGUGAUGUGUGAUGUGCGCAUCAGUCUGUUCAUGAAUACGGAACUGACUUAUAUACUUUUCUACACAGCCUCACAGACACUUACUGAUAUUUAUGCAGCGUUCAAGAAUAUUUUUUAUGGUAAAACUGUUCUCAGGGUGAGAGUAAUGUGAUGGGCUAUUUAAUUUUCUAUUAAAAUAAAUUCUAUUUCUUAUGGAAA